GCUUAUCAGUCGACCUCAGCGGCAAUGCUGUCGCUUGUGACAGUUUUCAUUUUGUUUCUAACAAAUGCAUUUGUCAGUACUCAUGCACUACAUGUCAAUAUAGACGUUCAUUUGACGUCUAAAGAUGAUGCCGUUCUUGAUGCAAUUCAACGAGUAGCAUCUGCCAUCAAUGCUGACAAUCGUUUCAUCAGUGCAGAUUUGGUCCAACAUGAUUGUUCGCAGGAUUUGGAAGAAUGUGGCGAACUCACUGAUGAUAGCGUUUUUGUUGCUAUAAGCAGUCCGGAUUAUAUCAACACAAAAGUGGAUGGCGUGGUCAAAAGGGGCUCAGUUCAAAAGGAAACGCAAAGGUUAUUUAUUCAAUUUGCUAGCAAAAUCUAUCUUCAUCGUUCCGAAGAACGCGACAGUGUGCAGUGGUGGAAAUAUCAGCUAACGGCACCAGCAGCAAAAGAUGGUGAGCAAGUAGACAAACUAAUACGAAGAAGCAAUAACCAGAUAACUUUCGUGCUCUAUUACGAACCAGGAUUCGACGAGGCAAGGUCUUUGGUGAUCAUGUUCUUUGCGUCUACACGUAAAUCGGAUGUGUACAAAAAUUUCAAACAGUUUGCUCGAGAACACCAUGGAGAUUAUCACAUGACUGAGCUUAUCGACCCUGCAAUAGAAAAAUGGUAUGGUGUAGAUUUGCGUGAUUAA
Molecule: messenger RNA, 690 nt
Organism: Strongylus vulgaris
Lineage: Eukaryota; Metazoa; Nematoda; Chromadorea; Rhabditida; Strongylidae
Source: the annotation of a GenBank genome assembly